AUGUCUGACAACGUAGAAGAACAACCUUCCGGAGGAAUCAAGUUCCCCGAGCAGAUCGACGAUCCCAAGAAGUUCUUCAAGGGUGCGGGCGAACUCAACCAUGAUAACCCCGACUACCUAGAGAGUCUUGGGCGGGUUGAGCAGCACGUGAAGGAGUCGGCAGUCGUCCUCUUCCAGGGCGCUACUCAUGAAAUGAAGCUCUACAUUCACUUGGAUGGGAUAAAGGCAACCGGCGAUUGCAAGCGGAACGGCAUGGGUGGCUUUUUGGGCAAGAGUAUCCGGUCCGCUAUCGAAGAGGUGGGCGUCAAGGGCGGCACGUACAAUGCUCACGUGUCGCCGACAAAGAUCACGAUGACAUUCUUGGACGCAAAGAAGAAGAAAAUUGCCACGUUCGAAGGAGAGGGAAAGGAGGAGAGCUUGACCAACGCUGUCGGCCAAUCUUGGACGGGAGUGUGGGAGCUAGGUGACGCUGAGAGCCCAUUGUAUACGAUGCGCCGCAAGUGA
This is a messenger RNA of Peniophora sp. CBMAI 1063, 504 nucleotides long. The record is from the annotation of a GenBank genome assembly. NCBI's taxonomy places the organism in Eukaryota, Fungi, Basidiomycota, Agaricomycetes, Russulales, Peniophoraceae.